Geodia barretti is the source of this 2040-nucleotide messenger RNA. The record is from the annotation of a GenBank genome assembly. NCBI's taxonomy places the organism in Eukaryota, Metazoa, Porifera, Demospongiae, Tetractinellida, Geodiidae.
CUGUCGACCGGCAAUCCUGUGCAAGCACUGGUCAAGGAGGCGGCGGGCCCCGGUCUGACGCUGGCCGAGGUGCCGGAGCCCGCGCCCGGCCCCAAGGAGGUCCUGGUCCGGGUCAUCAAGGCGGCGGUGUGCGGGACCGACCUGCACAUCUACCAAUGGGACGAGUGGGCGCGCAGCGUGAUCGAGCCGCCGCUGGUCCUGGGCCACGAGUUCGUGGGCGAGGUGGUCGCGCUCGGGCCCGGCGCGACGCUGCACCGGGCCGGCGACCGGGUUUCGGGCGAAGGGCACAUCACCUGCGGCCUGUGCCGCAACUGCCGCGCCGGCAAGCCGCACCUGUGCCACCUCACCAAGGGGGUGGGCGUCCACCGCGACGGCGCGUUCGCGGAGCUGGUGGUGAUGCCGGAGAGCAACCUGUGGCCCAUCCACGACAGCAUUCCGACCGAGAUCGCCGCCUUCCUCGACCGCUUGGGCAACGCCGCGCACUGCGCCCUGUCGUUCGACCUGGUCGCCGAGGACGUGCUGAUCACCGGCGCCGGGCCGAUCGGGGUGAUGGCCGCGGCGAUCUGCCGCCACCUGGGCGCCCGCCACGUGGUGGUCACCGACGUCAACGACUACCGGCUCGACCUGGCGCGCCGCAUGGGCGCAUCGCUUGCCGUCAACGUGACGCAGGAGUCGGUGGAGGACGCCGUCACGCAGCUCGGCAUGUCGAACGGCUUCGAUCGCGGCAUCGAGGUGUCCGGAAGCCCCGAUGCGUUCCGGAGCAUGCUGGCCAACAUGUACAACGGCGGCCAGAUCGCCCUGCUCGGCUUUCUGCCGGGGUCCACCACGAUCGACUGGAACCAGGUGAUCCUCAAGAGCCUGCGCAUCAAGGGCAUCUACGGACGGGAGAUGUACGAGACCUGGUACAAGAUGACGCAGAUGCUGCGCAGCGGCCUGGACGUCUCGCCGGUGCUGACGCACCGGCUGUCCCUGGACGACUUCGAAGAGGGCUUCGCGGCGAUGGCCGCCGGCCGCUGCGGCAAGGUCGUCCUGACGUACGAUCCGGGUGAGCACAUCAAGAGUAGUAAACAGCAUCAUGGCAACCAUCGCGAAACCCGACGCGUUGAUUCAGCCCACCCUGGAGCAGAUCCGGGACGCAGGCCUGUACAAGGACGAGCGGGUCAUCACCUCGCCGCAGGGCGUGGCCAUUCGCGUAGGCUCAGGCGAAGCGGUGCUCAACUUCUGCGCCAACAACUACCUGGGGCUGUCCAGCGACCCCGCGGUGAUCGACGCGGCCGCCGAGGCCCUGCGCUACGCACGGCUUCGGGCUGUCUCGUCGGUCCGCUUCAUCUGCGGCACCAGGACCUGCACAAGCGGCUGGAGCAGGCGCUGGCGCGCUUCCUGGGCACCGACGACGCCAUCCUCUACACCUCCUGCUUCGACGCCAACGGCGGCCUGUUCGAGACGCUCCUCGCCGAAGGCGACGCCGUCGUGCUCUCGGACGCGCUCAAUCACGCGUCGAUCAUCGACGGGAUCCGCCUGUGCAAGGCUGCCCGCUACCGCUACGCGCAUGCCGAUAUGGACGACCUGGAGGCCAAGCUCAAUGGGGCCGCCGGCGCGCGGCUGCGGCUGAUCGCCACCGACGGCGUGUUCUCCAUGGACGGCGACAUCGCCCCGCUGGACCGCAUCGUCGAGCUGCGCGCAGAGCAGACGCGUCUGGGGAUGACCACGGAGCUGCGCGACCGGCUGGCGGAGAACACCGCCUACUUCCGGGACGCGAUGACCGCCGCCGGCUUCGACAUCCGGCCCGGCGUGCACCCGAUCGUGCCGAUCAUGCUGUACGACGCGCCUAGUGAGAGACUGCAGGGCGGGGAUCCAUUGAUGGCGACAGAUCUGCUGGCCGAGGGGAUCUACGUGAUCGGCUUCUCCUUUCCGGUGGUGCCGCAGGGGCAGGCCCGCAUCCGCGUGCAGAUCUCGGCCGCGCACCACGAAUCAGCCCACCUGGACCGCGCGAUCGAGGCGUUCACCCGCGUGGGCCGGCAGCGCGGCAUCAUCGAGUAG